AACGUCACUUUGACAUUUACCAACCCGGUGUUCAGGGCCGUAGCCCGUAACUUCCAAAAGUAAAAAUUAAAAAAUAAAUAGUUGAUUUGUUUACAAUUUUUUUUAUCUCUGAAUUCUGAUUGUGUAAGUGAAACUUGUGUCUCUAAAUAUUCAUAUUAAUAAAUUAAACCAUAAAGUUAUCACCAAAAAAUAUUGUACUUACAAGUCUUCCUUGACAUCGUAACAGCAAUGAGUUACAAAGAUCGAUGUCGGACGUGUUUGGGCCAUGAGAAGGAAAUGCGCCAUGUUCACACGACAAUAUCUAUAGCCGGAGAAAGUGUUCGACUAUCUGAUAUUCUACUUAACUUUUAUAACUAUACGGUACCAGAAGACAACACUCAACCUGACAAGAUCUGCAUCAACUGUGUCCACCAGCUCACCAUUACAUAUUCUUUUAAUAUUCUCGUACACUCCAGUGCCAAAAAACUGUCAGAAUUGAACAUAAUUGACUCCACAAGUGACGAUUUAGAUGUUGAUUAUGAGUCUGAUGAUAAUAAACCUAUAAAGCAAAUAAUAAAAUACAAAACUGCUAAGCCAUGUGAUAUAAAACUACAAAAUGAUUUUAUAUCAAUAUUCUGUGUAGAAUGCAAGUCAGAGUUCCAUUCUAUUAAGCAGCUAAAAGAACACUGUACCAAUAGUCAUGAAAUCAAAUGUACAAUAGGCAGAGACUGUGAUUAUUGUAAUGAGAAAUUUGAUGACUUUCGGUCUCUAGUGUUACAUAGAAAGUUACACAUAAAACCUUUUCUGUGCGAAAAUUGUUGGGAAGGAUUCUACAGUGUCUACGAACUGACCAUACAUUCCUGCCAACCUAGUAAAAAUAAGGUUAAAAAUACAACUGAAAGGGAGUUGAAACAGUGUGACCAAUGUGGGAAAUCUUACCCACCUGGUUAUAUCAAAAUUCACAUGAGAACACAUAGCAGCGACCGACCAUAUAGAUGCAAAUUCUGUCCCAAAGCAUUCAAAGUGCCCGGCAGUCUACAUUCACAUAUCUUAUGGAAUCAUAAAAGGACACGGAACCAUAAAUGUGAAGUCUGUAAUGCUACAUUUAUAUCAUCAAGUUCUAGAAGCUCACAUAUAAGGAAGAACCAUUUAAAAGAAAAGAAGUAUGGUUGCGAGAGUUGUAGCAAGAGGUUUUUUUCGAAAUCUGAAUUGCAAAGGCAUUGCUUAACGCAUACAGGCGUCAAAAACUUUCACUGUCACUUAUGUGAUAAGUCAUAUCAAACUAGGUAUGGAUUGAAUACACAUUUGAAGUCACAUACACAAAUUUCAAUGAAAAGUGAACAUGAACAUUUAAAUAAUUAUGUGAACAUAUAAAAUAGUCAACCAACUAUUAUGAAGUGUUAUCAACUGAGUUGGGCCAUAGUAUAGCCAAUUUAUAGGGCUACUGCAAACUUGUGGUAGUAAUGAAUUAGGUAUUUAAAAAAAAAAAUUUGGCCUACAGUUUGUGCGCUGUAGCAUGGUGCGGGUGAUAUUUCGUUUCACUUUUGAAAGUUGCCGCGAUUCACAAUAAUAGUUUGUAUUAUAAAUGUCAUACAGGCUACUGUUACCUGCACCAUGCUACAUCGCACAAACUGUAGGCCAAAUUAAUUUCACAAACUUCAGAGUAGGUCUGAGGUCAGUAAAUCAGUUGUAAAUAAAUAUUUAUAUCUUGCAA
This is a messenger RNA of Bicyclus anynana (squinting bush brown), 1693 nucleotides long. Its product is annotated as zinc finger protein 26. Gene Ontology annotation, cellular component: nucleus. Gene Ontology annotation, molecular function: zinc ion binding; DNA-binding transcription activator activity, RNA polymerase II-specific; RNA polymerase II cis-regulatory region sequence-specific DNA binding. Bases 229 to 1353 code for a protein of 374 amino acids. Gene Ontology annotation, biological process: regulation of transcription by RNA polymerase II. The transcript is spliced from 2 exons. NCBI's taxonomy places the organism in Eukaryota, Metazoa, Arthropoda, Insecta, Lepidoptera, Nymphalidae. The record is from RefSeq and is a predicted model, not a curated record.